Bombyx mori (domestic silkworm) is the source of this 1921-nucleotide messenger RNA. RefSeq names its product nucleolar protein 8 (gene Nol8). The coding region runs from base 118 to 1866 and encodes 582 amino acids. The transcript is spliced from 10 exons. The record is from RefSeq and is marked validated. Gene Ontology annotation, molecular function: RNA binding. Lineage: Eukaryota; Metazoa; Arthropoda; Insecta; Lepidoptera; Bombycidae.
GGUAGUAUCUGUUUAUAACCUUACUUUUGAUAUAAACAUGGUACUGUACACAUAAAUAUAAAUUACGAAUAUUUAACAACUUCUCUCAGGUAUUUUCAAUGAAAUUGUAAAUUAAGCAUGUCUCCAGGAACAAGAUUAUUUGUUAGUAAUAUUCCCGAAAACACAAAUGAAGAUGAGUUACGAUGUGCAUUUUCUAAAUUUGGUAAAGUGAACAGUUUAGAUUUAAAGUGCAAAAGCUCUAUAGAAGAGAACAAAACUUUCGCUUUUAUAACUCUAAGUGCUUCAAACUACGAUAUUGAGUCAUGUAUAAAAUGUUUUACAUCUGAGGAGUUUAAGGGCAGCAGAUUGUAUGUAACUAGAGCUCGUGAAAGUUUUCUUGAAAGACUACAAAGAGAAAGGAAUGAAGCACAAAGAAAGGAAACAGAAAAGGAACAGCAGCAUGAGACUAUACCCAACCAAAAUCCAAUCAUUAAUUUGAGUGAAAAAUUGAAUCCAAGAAAGAGAAAAUUUGAAAGUCAUGUAGUCAACACAUACUCGGAUACAGAACAGCAGCAUGAGACUAUACCCAACCAAAAUCCAAUCAUUAAUUUGAGUGAAAAAUUGAAUCCAAGAAAGAGAAAAUUUGAAAGUCAUGUAGUCAACACAUACUCGGAUACAGAAAAGAAGCGGUUGGAAGCCAUGAAGCAGAAAAGGCAAGAGUUUAAGCAAAAACAAAUGAUAAUCAAAACUGGGCUUUCUGCAGUGGAUAAACUACCAAACAAAAAAGUGAAAUUUUCCGAUGAAGAUAGUUCUAUUUUGGUUAAUGAUUUUGAAGAUGGAAAAACGCAUGAAAAAAAGUUGGGACACCCACCUGAAAAUAAAAAUUUUUUGUUUGAUGAUGAAGACGAUGAUGAUGCUGAUGGUCAGGAGCAUAUCAACUUUGAAAUAAAAAAACAGUUUGAAGGAAAAAGAGGACAAAUGGUUCUGGAUCUACAAUCAAGAUACAAAUCAGAUAAACGUUUCACAUUAGAUGAGAGAUUUGUUGAUGACGAAACAAUUGGUGACAAAACUAAAGAUGAAGAAGUGGAAUUAUCACAAGUUGACGAGAAAACAAAGCAGUUGAACAUUUUACAAAAUGUCCUUGGUGUUACUCUUAAAAGUAUAGAACCUGAACAAGAUAGUCAGAAACCAAAGCCAAAAUUAGGAAUGUUGAGAUUUGAUCCUCUUCAACCAAGUCAUGCAAAAUUUUUAAUGCAGCAAGCCGAAGAUGUAAAAACUGAACCAGUGAAUAAAAAAAAAAAGAAAAAGGACAAGCUGAAUGAGAAUCAAAAUAAACAAGAACAUUUAGAACAAUCACAAGAGAACAAGAUAGAAGUGUCCAAGGAAACCUUCUAUAAAGUUAGCGAAACACUGAAAGAGACUAUUGCACAACCUAAAACAUUUAGCUUGAGAAGUUUGUUCACUAAAGAUGCAGAACAAGAUGAAGCACCUCAACAAGAAACAGAAUAUAUACCACUUGAUGUUCCAAAGAAGAAAAAAGGGAAUCCUUUAGACCCUGGAGAAAAGAAUCCAUUUAUUUAUGAUUCAUCAGAUUCGGAACACGAAGAAGAGGUGAACGAGAAGGAAACUGAGUCAUUGCCUGUGCCCACAGAAGCUAAAGCUGUUUGGAAAGAAAAUCUAUUCUUCACAAAGCAAGAUCAACGACUGCUAGAUGGUUUGAAAUUCUUUAAUACAACUGGAGACACAGAAGGUCAAAAAGAUAGAAGAGAGCUUAAAUCAUUGAUGAAGAGACGAAUUUACAACAAAGAGAGGAAAAAUCAAAUGUUCCACAAAAAAAUUGGUGGUAGAAGAAAAACUAUGAAGAAAUCCUAUAGGAAACAAAACUAGUUACCAAGUGUAACUCAAAUAAAAUUUACAAAUAAAGAAAGAUAAUUCUAAUUAA